Lolium rigidum is the source of this 1831-nucleotide messenger RNA. RefSeq names its product calcium-dependent protein kinase 1. Gene Ontology annotation, molecular function: calcium/calmodulin-dependent protein kinase activity; calcium-dependent protein serine/threonine kinase activity; calcium ion binding. The transcript is spliced from 8 exons. The coding region runs from base 16 to 1596 and encodes 526 amino acids. The record is from RefSeq and is a predicted model, not a curated record. Gene Ontology annotation, cellular component: nucleus; cytoplasm. Gene Ontology annotation, biological process: peptidyl-serine phosphorylation; protein autophosphorylation; intracellular signal transduction. NCBI's taxonomy places the organism in Eukaryota, Viridiplantae, Streptophyta, Magnoliopsida, Poales, Poaceae.
UUCACAAACACCGCAAUGGGCAACCGCACCUCGCGCCACCGCCGCGCCGCCGCCGAGCAGCCGCCGACGCCCCCGCCGCCCGCGCAGCCCAAGCCCCAGCCCAAGCAGGAGACGGCGCCGCCCCGCCCGCAGCCGACGACGGCGCCGCCCCCCUGCCCAGCCCCGGCGCCGGAGGCGGCGGGGCAGGCGAUGGGCCGCGUCCUGGGGCGGCCGAUGGAGGACGUGCGCGCGACCUACACCUUCGGCCGCGAGCUGGGGCGGGGCCAGUUCGGGGUCACCUACCUCGUCACGCACAAGGCCACGGGGCAGCGCUUCGCCUGCAAGUCCAUCGCCACCCGGAAGCUCGUCCACCGCGACGACAUCGAGGACGUGCAGCGGGAGGUGCAGAUCAUGCACCACCUCACGGGACACCGCAACAUCGUCGAGCUGCGCGGCGCAUACGAGGACCGCCACUCGGUCAACCUCAUCAUGGAGCUCUGCGAGGGCGGGGAGCUCUUCGACCGCAUCAUCGCCAGGGGACACUACUCCGAGCGGGCCGCCGCGGGGCUAUGCCGCGAGAUGGUCUCCGUCGUGCACAGCUGCCACUCCAUGGGGGUAUUCCACCGGGAUCUCAAGCCCGAGAACUUUCUCUUCCUCAAUAACAAGGAGGACUCGCCGCUCAAGGCCACUGACUUCGGCCUAUCCGUAUUCUUCAAGCAUGGGGAGCAGUUUAAGGAUCUCGUUGGAAGUGCAUAUUAUGUUGCUCCUGAGGUUUUGAAACGCCACUAUGGAGCAGAAGCUGACAUAUGGAGUGCUGGGAUUAUUCUCUACAUCCUUCUGUCCGGUGUUCCUCCUUUUUGGGCAGACACUGAGGAUGGCAUAUUUGAGGCUGUCUUGCUUGGCAACAUAGAUUUCUCAUCUGACCCUUGGCCUUCAGUAUCCAAUGGUGCAAAAGAUUUGGUGAAGAAGAUGCUGCGGCAAGACCCCAAAGAGCGCUUGACUGCUGCGGAGAUUUUGAAUCACCCAUGGAUUAGAGAAGAUGGAGAGGCCCCAGACAAGCCACUUGACAUCACAGUUAUCAGUAGAAUGAAGCAGUUCAGGGCAAUGAACAAACUCAAAAAAGUUGCAUUGAAGAUCGUUGCAGAGAACUUGUCUGCAGAAGAAAUUACUGGCUUGAAAGAAAUGUUCAGAUCCUUGGAUACUGAUAACAGUGGCACAAUUACACUUGAAGAGCUAAGAUCUGGUUUACCAAAACUUGGCACCAAAAUUUCCGAGUCAGAAAUUGCACAGUUAAUGGAGGCGGCUGACGUUGAUGGAAAUGGGACCAUUGAUUAUUCUGAGUUCGUGUCAGCCACAAUGCACAUGAAUAGAUUGGAGAAGGAAGACCACAUACUGAAAGCAUUUGAAUAUUUUGAUAAGGACCACAGCGGAUACAUAACAGUAGAUGAGUUGGAAGAAGCUCUGAAGAAGUAUGACAUGGGAGAUGAUAAAACAAUCAAAGAAAUCAUCGCUGAAGUAGAUACAGAUAAUGAUGGAAGAAUCAACUACCAGGAGUUCGUUGCCAUGAUGAGAAACAACAGCCCUGAGAUCGUUCCGAAUCGGCGGCGCAUGUUCUAAUUGUCUUCUAUAGUUAUUAUUUGAAUACGCUUAAACAUCUUCUUGGCCCCCAUUAUCUUCCAAGAAAACUUUUGAGGGAUAUGCUACUUCGAUGCUAUCAUCCCUCAUCUUUCGAUUUGGAGUGUAUUUCUUCGACCAUAUGAUUUGUUCACCAAGAGUGUGUGAUCAUAUAUGCUUACUACAUCUUGAUCAUUUAUAUCAGAACGGGCAUGGUAUAACAGUUUUUGAUUGAUUA